AGUAUAAAUACAGCUGCAAAAGAGGUUUAUAUCACAGACAGAUAACUUCUGCAGUCGAACAAUGAAGUCUCUGAGUUUGUGUAUUUUUGUGGUAGCCGUUACGGUAUCAUCAGGCACACCAACCAUGAUGCUCGAUGGAACAGUCAAACGUGCUGCGGCAUACAAGCAACAAGGGGGAAAACAACAGGGGCCACCAAUCACAACUAUCAUGCCAGUUGAAGCAAUGGAUAAGCAACAAGGAGGUAAACAGCAGGUGCACCCUUCCACAAUAAUUUUGCCAGUUGAAGCGAUGGAUAAGCAACAAGGGGAUAGACAGCAGGGACCACCAAUGACAACUAUUAUGCCAGUUGAAGAACCAGUCAAACGUGCUGCAGCAUACAAGCAACAAAUGCCACCAAUCACAACUAUCAUGCCAGUUGAAGCAAUGGAUAAGCAACAAGGGGAUAGACAGCAGGGACCACCAAUGACAACUAUUAUGCCAGUUGAAGAACCAGUCAAACGUGCUGCAGCAUACAAGCAACAAAUGCCACCAAUCACAACUAUCAUGCCAGUUGAAGCAAUGGAUAAGCAACAAGGGGAUAGACAGCAGGGACCACCAAUGACAACUAUUAUGCCAGUUGAAGAACCAGUCAAACGUGCUGCAGCAUACAAGCAACAAUGCCACCAAUCACAACUAUCAUGCCAGUUGAAGCAAUGGAUAAGCAACAAGGGGAUAGACAGCAGGGACCACCAAUGACAACUAUUAUGCCAGUUGAAGAACCAGUCAAACGUGCUGCAGCAUACAAGCAACAAAUGCCACCAAUCACAACUAUCAUGCCAGUUGAAGCAAUGGAUAAGCAACAAGGGGAUAGACAGCAGGGACCACCAAUGACAACUAUUAUGCCAGUUGAAGAACCAGUCAAACGUGCUGCAGCAUACAAGCAACAAAUGCCACCAAUCACAACUAUCAUGCCAGUUGAAGCAAUGGAUAAGCAACAAGGAGGUAAACAGCAGGUGCACCCAUCCACAAUAAUUUUGCCAGUUGAAGCAAUGGAUAAGCAACAAGGAAUAUGUUGUAUAUAGUGUAAUAUAAUUUACUAUGUAGUAAUGAACAUAUAGCUAUGAGCAUAUUAUCUUGAUCAAUGAAUAGGCUUCCUGAAUGGAAUUUGCUAUGUUGGAUAGAAUGUAUUAAACUCAAAAAAAUUCAAUAAGCAUUGAAUAUUGUUCUUCCAUUAAUAAACUUUGUAUCUGAGA
Messenger RNA from Nilaparvata lugens (brown planthopper), 1233 nucleotides. RefSeq lists its product as uncharacterized. The coding region runs from base 62 to 736 and encodes 224 amino acids. The record is from RefSeq and is a predicted model, not a curated record. Lineage: Eukaryota; Metazoa; Arthropoda; Insecta; Hemiptera; Delphacidae. The transcript has 2 exons.